This is a messenger RNA of Pogoniulus pusillus (Red-fronted tinkerbird), 3407 nucleotides long. It is a transcript of the gene THAP9, whose product is annotated as THAP domain containing 9. The transcript has 5 exons. NCBI's taxonomy places the organism in Eukaryota, Metazoa, Chordata, Aves, Piciformes, Lybiidae. The record is from RefSeq and is a predicted model, not a curated record. The coding region runs from base 305 to 2944 and encodes 879 amino acids.
UGGAAACGCAGCUCCCAUUGGCUGCGAGGAUCGCUGCCUGCCAUUGGCUGCUCCUCCUUCUCCUGCCGCCGCUGGUUGGCUGAUUCCCGUCCGCUGCCGCUCCGCUCACGACAGCCCAGGCGGCAGCGCAGCCGUGCCCGCCGCGCCCAGUAGGGCAGCCGCUUCCACGGGAAGGCUCCGGGGCGGCGGCUGAGGAGCCAAUAGGAAGAAGGAAGCUUGGGGUGCGGGCGGCGGCGGCGGUCAAUAGGCGGGCGCGCCCGGGGGCCGGCCUGCCAGCUGGGCCGCAGCGGUGCUGCCGCCAGCCAUGACGCGGAGCUGCUCGGCGCUGGGCUGCACUGCCCGGGACACCGGGCGCAGCCGGGAACGCGGCAUCUCCUUCCACCAGUUCCCCGUGGACGCCGCACAGCGCCGCGAGUGGAUCCGUGCCGUGAACCGUAUGGACCCGCGGAGCCGCCAGGCCUGGCGGCCUGGCCCAGGAGCCAUCCUCUGCUCGAGGCAUUUUACCAGUGAGGACUUCGAAUGUUACGGCAUGCGGCGGAAACUGCGGCGGGGGGCCGUGCCCUCCCGCUUCUUCCCCCUCCUGGAGCCGAUGGGCAUCGGCUGGUGGCACAAGCCCUCCACCCGAGCGCUGAAGCAGCCUGUGCCCAGCCCCGCCGCGGAGGUCGCGGCCGGCGACCACAACUACAGCCUGAAGGAGGAAGAGCAGGCAGGGGCCGCACCGCCGCAGCCCCAGCGGCCGCCGCAGCCUGCGGGCAGGAGCGACGUUCCCGCGCACCGGUCCAGAACGAUGGGAGCCAUCCUCCGGCAGCUGGCGGAGAAGCAGCACCUGCCGGAGGAAGUCAUGAGCCUGCUGCAGGCCCAGUUCUCAGAUCUCCCUUGUGAGCGACACAGCUGGAGGAAGAUGGCAGAAUACUCCCUGGAGAUGAGGCAGUUUGCUUGUACUCUUCAACUCUACCACAGAAAAGCCUAUGAUUGUCUACGGAAGAUGUUUCCCCUUCCUCAUCCUUACAGCUUGACAAAGUGGCUGUCCACCAGUGAGGCUGCCGCAGGCUUCAGCAGCAGCAUCUUUGCACGCCUGCAGGAGAAGGUGGAGAAAGGGGAGCUGGCCUACCGCUACUGUGCCCUGAUGGUACAGGACGUGCCCCUGCAGAGGCAGCAGGAGUGGGACCUGCAGGGCCGGCACCGCGCAGGCUUCGUUGACUUGGGCACAGGUGUCCUAGAUGCCGACGAGGCUCCGCUGGCCUCAGAGGCCAUCAUCCUGAUGGCAGUGGGCAUCUCCAGCCCAUGGGCAGCCCCACUUGGCUACUUCUUGGUGAGCAGAGCCAGCGGGCCCUUGUUUGCCCAGCUGCUUCGUCACACCAUCAGCAAGCUGAACAACAUUGGUGUCACGGUGCUGGCCGUGACCUCAGGUGCCACCGCGCAGGGCGCUGCCACCGCCACAGCUCUGGGCAUCAGGAUAGAGCCAAAGAGGGUGCACUGCACCUUCCGGCACCCGCCUGGCUCUGCACACAGCAUCACCUACCUGUACGACUUCUGCCACGCUCAGCAGCUGGUAAGCAAUGCCCUGCAGAGCUUCCAGAAGGUAGAGUGGCUCAGUGACACUGUGCAGUGGCAGCACGUGGUGGAGCUGGCAGCUCUGCAGGAGCUGAGGGUACCAAAAGCAGGCAGGCCUAAGAGUAAGAGGUCUUCCUACCUUAAGGUCAACCUUGCCACCCUGGUGUUCAGUGAGAGUUCUGCCGACGCUCUGGAACACCUGCAGAAGCUAGGCCUGGCCUCCUUCCAAAACUGCAAGGGUACUGCCAAGUUUGUGCGCCUGAUGAGCAGGCUGUGUGCCCUGUUUGAUGGCAGAGGUGCCUACAGGAGGGAGCCACACGGGCCUGUGCUGACUGGAAACCACACCAAAAUCAGCCACGUCUUCAAGGAGAUCAGAAGCUGCUUUGGCACCCUCAGGGACUCCAGAGGGAGACUCCUUAUCAAGGGCAAACACAGACUGGGCUUCCUGAGCUUCUUGCUCAACACCAAAAGCCUCAGCUGGCUUUACACCCACUACAUGUGCUCAGAAGAUGCUCCUUCCCAGUACCUCACCUCUGCCUUCAGCCUCGCCCUGCUGGAGCAGUUUGUCAGGACCCUGCUGGAGGCCUGUGGCAGCAGGAGCCCCACCUGCUCCGCCUUCCAGGCUGCCUACCACAAACUGCUGGGGGCCUGCAGCCUGGCCCCGGGCUCAGCACACAGCUGGGGCUUAGCCCACGGCAUCUCCUUGGGCCUGUCCCCAUCGGGUAGCAGGGAGCUGACCCUGGGCAGUGUUUGUGCUCAGUUCGCCCCAGCCGGCAGGAGGCUGCUGAGCACAGCGCAGUCCCUCCGCGCAGCCCCCACGCCCGGCUCUGCGCUGGGCGAGGCGCUGACGGAGCUGUCCUUGCACGCGUGGAGCGCCGUGGGCACCGCGGGCUGCGUGGCGGAGCAGCUGGCCGGGGAGCUGUGCUGCCAGGCCUGCCUGGCCUCCCUCUUCCGGCUGGACGAGAGCAGGCCAGGGGCAGGGGCAGUGCUCUACAUCAGAAAGGCAGCCGGAGUGGCUCUGCCCUCGGCCAGCCUGUGCCACAUCGCCUGCGUCUCGGAACGAGUCCUCAAGUGGCACAGCAAAGGCGCAGAGUGCAGCAAAGGCAGCAAGCUGUGGCGCUUGUCUCUAGAACACAAAGUCCUCCGGGAGCUUCUGGGAGGAAAUGAUCUCUUCCCCACGCUCACAAGCCACUUCCUCGGUGGAGAGCUGUGUGUUGACAACCACUACGCCACCUUAGUGAAGCAGAUAACGCGGCGGUACUUGGACAUCCGAACAGACCACACCAGGCACCUGAGCUUGAGCUACCAGCGGGGGCGGCCCGGGGGGAAGAGACUGAAGGGGACACACCCAGGUAACUGUCAGUCAAGCCAGAUCCAUGCCUGGUCCUGAGUGCUCACUGCUGCUCCCAGGGUGGCUGUCCCCUACUGAGGUAUGCAGAUGGACCCCUCUAGGCAGCACAGCGAGGGCACAAGGUGGUGUCCUACCACGGUUUUAGCUGGCAGCUGGUGGUGAUGAGCAGUGACCUGCUGGUCCCCUGCAAACCAUCUGAGUAAAGCAAACCCUGUGUUGAUCUGGGAUCCUGUAAAGCAGGCACAGACUUCGUGAGACUUGGGUGGCAGGUCAGGACGAGCUCAGAGUGCUCGGGGGAAAAGUGGUAAGGGACACCUGAAGGUAUUGGGUGUUUUCAGGCUGGAAGUACUUUGGGCAGAGGAAAAAGGUUAUACCUUCCCUGGUGGUUGUGGGGAUCUUGUGUGCUGGUAAUAUGCACUUACCAAAGCAGACCUUCUUUGAGACAGCUGCAGGAAAGCAAGCUUGCAGAGCCUUGACUUGCAGAAUAAAGCUAUGAAAUGAA